Molecule: messenger RNA, 1219 nt
Organism: Solanum tuberosum (potato)
Lineage: Eukaryota; Viridiplantae; Streptophyta; Magnoliopsida; Solanales; Solanaceae
Exons: 2
Coding region: 75-1076 (333 amino acids)
Molecular function (GO): protein binding
Source: RefSeq, a predicted model, not a curated record
UAGGUCACGUGAAAUAAGAUUCCACUCUGUUCACCAAAUCUACAGAUUUUGGAAGGGUUGAGAUAGAUUUGUCCAUGGCGCAAAAGAUGCGUGAUUGGUCGGAAGUUCCACUUGAUCUGUUGGUUUCGAUAGGUAGAUGUUUGAAUCUGAUUGAAGACUACCUGAAUUUUGGCUCUGUCUGCAAAUCCUGGCACUCUGUGGCCACCAAGAACAAUUUUAACAAUGACUUGUGUAGAGCUCCUUGGCUAAUGCUAGCGGAGGAAGAGGAUAAUGAGGUUCGGAAAUUCUUCAGCCUCUAUAAUGGCAUGAUUUUGAACAAGAGGAUCCCCAAAGCUAGCAGAAAACGAUGUUUGGAGUCUAUGGGUUGGCUUAUCACGGUAGGAGAAGAGGGUGAAAUUAGUCUGCUACAUCCCUUCUCUGGUGUUCAGAUUGAAUUACCCCAUCAAAAUACAACAGUAGACUACCUCAAUCAUGAGAUUGACCCACUGACUUGCUUUAUUGGCUGUCUAUUAGUUUGUGAUGUUGCUGAUGUUGUUGGCCCUGAACUCACUAAAUGUCAUAUUCUAGCUCAGAUACCAACGGAACCUCAAGAUAUGCCGGAGCACUUAAACAUCCUAGAAUCACUAGGAUCAUUAUUUGUAAUUGCGCGAUAUGGUGUUCAACUUAGGUUAGUCCAAGAUGAUUGCGACAGGAUUCCAUUAACAGUCUUCCCAGAAGGAGAAAUAAGAGAGGAUAUGGUUUGGGAGGAUCUAACAUAUGGGACAACAAAUUUUCGAGUUUUCCAGGUUGAUUUAGCUGCUGUCAAAAUGACAGAAACCAGGGAAUUAGGGGACGCAGCUUUUUUUCUAGGUGCUAAUGCUUCUCUUUCAGUCCAAGCUUCUCGAUGUCCAGGAAUCAAGCCCAAUCAUAUUUAUUUUACAGAAGAUUUUUAUGAAACAUACCUCUCCUAUGAAGAAGGAGGAGGCUUGGACAUGGGGGUGUUCAACUUAGCAGAUGGCAGCAUCCAGCCGCACUACAACGGUGUUUCCCUUAGUCGUUUUUGUCCUCCAACUUGGGUAACACCAACUCCGUAUUGAGUCAUACAUACUCAUCCUUUAUUUUAUUCUGUUUGUUAGGUUACUUUUUAAGCUUUUAAUUUAAAUAAUUACUGUCAAUUACUUUCAAAACUGGUUGAUGUACCUUUCUUAUUGGACAAAAUAUAAUCCAAUUAGUGGUUAUA